Penaeus indicus is the source of this 2192-nucleotide messenger RNA. RefSeq lists its product as uncharacterized. The transcript has 3 exons. The record is from RefSeq and is a predicted model, not a curated record. The coding region runs from base 25 to 564 and encodes 179 amino acids. Lineage: Eukaryota; Metazoa; Arthropoda; Malacostraca; Decapoda; Penaeidae.
UCUUCCCCUUUCCAGUCCGCCCUCAUGGCGCAGCUGCACCGCUCCGACUGGAGGAAAAAGCUGGUGCCCGUGUACCUGCCCGGGAACAUGGACAACCCGCCUUUGCUCCUCGCCGGCCUGCAAGGGUUCACGCUGGGCAACGACAUCCACACGGUGGAACUGGUGAAUGGUGUUAUCCCGGUGGACGAACAGCUCCGCACACGACAGCAGCGGCAGCGGGCCGAGGCCAACUUCCUGGAGGAGCUGCGGCAGGGGAGGCUCCAGCGCCUGAAUGAGAUCCGCGAGGUGGUGGCUGAGCUCCGGGAGCAAUUCGGGGAAAACCACGACCCCACGGGAGCUCUGGGACAGAUCAGUGAGCAGCUGAGAUCAGCUGUCUACGACGCGAGCGGCAGUGGAGCGAGUCAGAUCGUCAACGUCUCCCAGAGCGCCUCCGUCAGCGUGGGUCCUUCCUUUCAUAUCGCGGUCCACGUGCAGAAGGACACCCCGCCCUCAUCGCGACCCGGGACGCCCUUCAGCGACGAUGAUUUCUUCAGCUGUUCUGAAUCUACUUCUGCAUACCAUUAAUGCUUUCUCUAAGCUUUCUUUUUUUUCUGCAAUGCUCUCCUUUUUUUUCUCUCUCUCAUUUUCUCUCUUUCGUUUGUAAUGUAUUCGUAUCGUGUUUUGAUUGCCAUUUACCUGUGAUUAACUACAUUUUUGUCUUUAAUGAAGACCUACUCACUAGGGUUGUGUCCAAGUACCUGGAUAUUUUUCAUGUGCAAGUGCAGUCACUUUGUUAUGUACAUAAGUCCAAGUCAAAGUACAUGUCAUUGUACUUAAGUACAAGUACAAGUACUUUCUUAAAGCACGAAAGUUAGUCGUUUUCGUUUAUACACAAUAAUUAGUAUACUGUUACAAAGUGGGAUUCGAUAUAGAAAAGUAUAUGGAAAUUCUACAUUAAUUUUAGCACGUUCAUCCCAGAAGUACAAAACAAAAAGACAUACUUCAUGAGUGACUUGAAUAAAUAACAUUCCCUAUGCUGCAAAUGCAAGACUAUCCAUAUAUUUCUCAUAUCAGUAAUAAAUCAAAAAUUGUUGUAGAAAAUAAGGGUAUCAGGGCAAUAAAACUUGUCACUUGUUCUAUACUAAUAAAAUAGUUCUAUAACUAAAACUAACAGAUAAAUGCAGAUGAUUUUAUUGAACGUAAAUUUGUUUAAUUUUCCUUUUGUGACUUUUUCCUGUAGUACAAAAGUAAUCGUAGAACAACUUCAUAAAAUAAUUUUGCCAAUAGUAUUCAAAACAAGAUUUGAUAAAUCUUAGUUGCAUAUUUGCUCUUUUAAAUAAGGUAAAGAAAAUAAAUAAUUUGCUUGCAAUAAGAAAUACACACAAGUGAGCUUCUUAAGGUGCAUCAUCAUUGGACUUUAUGAACAUCACACUUUCGAUGUUUUUGUCAGUCAGACGACAUCUGUCAGGCUUAGACACUUUUUUCCAGCAAUGCUUGAAAUGGCUUUUCAACAGGAGCAGAAGGUGCAGGUACUACCAAGUAUUUCGUGUUUGCGUUGGUUGAAAGCUACAUCCUUGGAGCAGAAGAGUUUCGCUUUGCAAUGCUUACACUCAAAAUUCCCAGCUUUAUCGUCGGGUUCAGUAAAGUGGUCCCAGAUUCAUGAAAUCUUGUUGACUCCUGCUUGUCUGCUGCUGCUGUGAGUGAUACCGACAACCGAGGUGAAGGAGUGGAGAGUGGAGAGUGAAAGGAUUAAACGCGUUAACGCUUUUUAAGUAAUGAGGUGCUGUACCGGCCCUGUACUACAGCAUGCUACUAAUUGAGAAAAUACGACAUAAUUAUGCUCAUUUACCCUAUAUUACACUACAAUACCAUAACACCUAAUAAACGUAUUUACCCAAAAGUAUCAUCACAAAUUCUAUAUUAUAACUUUUACCUAACUAUUAUGUACUCAUUUGUGUUCGAAUGUAAUUGGUAUUUUUUAAAGUACCUUGGGUCUAAGUACAAGUACAAGUAUAUGUACCAAUGAAUUUUUAAACACCAAGUACAAGUACCAAUGAAUUUUUGAAACACAAAGUACAAGUACAUAAAAAUAUAUAAAAGCAUGUACUUUGUCCAAGUAUACGUACAUGUCCUUGGACCCAACCCUGCUUCUUAUUGUACCGCAGAUUCUCCAGUGAAGACACAAAGUAAAUAUAAAAGUACUGUUAUUAUUA